CAGUGCUAUAAUAAUGCGAGGAGCUUUCAAAUAUCCCCAUAUUGUGGUACUUUGUGGAAGUGAGAGGCAACAGCGCGAGCGCUGAGGCGGCCAGCCGCAACAGCUGUUUGAGGCCUGGCACGUGCACAGGCUUGGCGCCAAAGCAAAACAARUGAGAGAAUUUCCUUGCCGCUGCGAGAGCUGUUCCCAUCCAAUCACAGCUGUGUGUUGUCAAACGUCAAAGUGAUGCUGCUGCUGCAAGCGCUGCUGCUGUUGCUGCUGCCGCCGCCAUGGCUUCGGCUUCAUGCGCUCGACGUAAGCGACGUUAGUUCGUGAGGCGCUGGCUGAGCAGUAACGUCACGGUCACGGGUAACGGUACCUUUGAGACAGCUGUAUCCAUUCCUAACGUCGAACAGAACGUGCGUUGCAAAAGUGUUUAUAAAGCAUUUAUCAAACAAAUUAUAAUUUGCCAGCCACGCUGCUUGAAUAAAAGUAUUGAAAAGUGCUGCGAAUGUAAAUAUGUUGAUUCACUGAGCGUGCGAAUAUUAAAUUGAACUGAUGUGAAUUUAAUGUGGAAUACGCUUUAAUCAAUAAGCUAUCAGCAGGCGGCAAAAUAUGUAAAGUAUGCUAACUUCAAAGACGCAACACACACAUACACACACAGCCACGCGCUCUUGUAUAUGUGUGUAUCAGUGAAGCGGCGCCCACUUUGCGGCAAAGUGCAGUGUGAAAUGCCAAAGUGAGGAGAUGUUGUGAGACAAAAAAGGGACUCGAAAGCAGCUGUUAUUGUUAUUGUAGUUGCUGUUGCUGUUGCUGUUGCACAAACGGGGUCAAAAGUUCGUGUGUAAGUGAGCCCCCAACACUGUCUGCCUAAUUUCGCCGCAUCCACUAACUAACAGCACUAAUACUUGUUAAAAGCUYUCAAGUGCUCGCGUGUGUGUGACUGACUGACUGUUGGUGUGUGAAAGUCAGUGGGAGAGAGAAAGAGAGAGAGAGAGGGAGAAGACGCUGGCCAGACAAAAGCGUCAGACAAGUGCGCCAAAAUAGCCUACGGAUAGACGCACACACACACACAUUCAACUGAGAGUGGUGUAAAAACACAGUUGCACACAUACACAUGCACACUUAUGCAUAGAUCUUCAUAUGUAUUUAUAUAUGUGUGGCAACGCAAAGACAAACUGGGCCAAUUCGCGAGUGAGACAAAAAGCCAAAAGGAAAGUGCAACAAAAAGUAGCAAAAAAAUAAAAAAUAAAGAAAGCAUAAGGCAAAAAGAAAACUUCUGCCACAUUUGUCAAUGACUGAGGCCAACGACUCGCGUGACUCGAGGCAUAACAAUAACCGACUGCUGUCCCGCUCUCUCGGUCUCUGGGUCGCUCUUUAGGCAAGCAUCGCGCUUAAAACAGUGGCUGGGCAAUAGAAAAAGCAAACAGCGUACGACUCUGCUUCUGGGCCAAAACAGAGUUGCCUUUUGUGCCCCGGCUUGGCAAUUGGCCAAGUUAAUAGAGAGCGUGGGCAGACGCCAAUAAUGACGUUGCUGCUGCAGCAGCUGCUCCUGAUGUUGAUGAUGACGUCGCUAACUUGGUUAUUGCUGCUGCCAGCAUAGAAAAUUGUCAGACACCCAGACCGAGCCAAAGGCAGACCUAAAAUAAAACAAAGGCAUUCGCCCAGCUCGCCCCCGCUGCCCGCGGCGACUCACUGCUGACCGAGUACCAGGGCUAGGAGCCAGGAGCCGGGAGUCGGCUUACUGCAUUUCCGGUUGUUGUUCCUGUCGCCGCUGUCACCAUGCCGCCACUCCAUAUGGCCGAGAGCAAYGGCAUGGCCUGGCCGCUCCUGCUCGCUGUGAUUGUGAUUGUGCUCAGCGAUAUGACAAAUGGCGGCGUACAUGGACCCAUCGAGGGCUACAACUCGCUGGAUGAGCUGGCAACGACGCCGUCAGGACUGGCCACGAUUCCCACUGCCGCCUACACGCAUCCCAAAUGGAUGGAGCCAUAUUUUGAUCCCUCGACGCCCCGCAAUGUCACCGCCCUCAUGGGCAAAUCCGCGUAUCUCAGUUGCCGCGUGCGCAAUUUGGCCAACAAAACGGUAUCCUGGAUACGGCAUCGGGACAUACACAUAUUGACAGUGGGCUCCUAUACGUACACGUCCGAUCAGAGGUUUCAGGCCACACAUCACCAGGACACCGACGACUGGACGCUGCAGAUAAAAUGGGCCCAGAAGCGAGAUGCGGGCAUGUACGAGUGCCAGAUAUCAACCCAGCCCGUUCGCAGUUAUUUUGUACGUCUAAAUGUUGUCGUGCCAACGGCGACCAUACUUGGCGGACCUGACCUUCAUGUUGAUAAAGGCAGCACCAUAAAUCUCACUUGCACUGUGAAGUUCAGCCCCGAGCCGCCGGCCUACAUAUUCUGGUACCAUCACGAGGAGGUCAUUAAUUAUGAUUCAUCAAGAGGCGGCGUGUCGGUAAUUACCGAAAAGGGCGAUGUGACAACCUCAUUUCUGCUCAUACAGAAUGCAGAUCUGGCCGAUUCCGGCAAAUACUCGUGCGCCCCCUCAAACGCAGAUGUUGCCAGUGUGCGUGUGCAUGUUCUAAAUGGUGAACAUCCGGAGGCAAUGCAAACUGGCUCAUCCGGUUGCCAGUACAAUUGGCUGACAAUUGUCAUGCUGCUUGGCCUCGUGCUCGGCUACAGUCAGCGGCAGCAGCAGCAUUGUGCCACUCUUGCCUGCAACAGAGACAGCGUCACGCUCGCGGCCAGUGAAAGUGGCAGACGUAGAACAGCAGGAGCACCAACUACAGCAGGAGCAACGACUACAGCAGCAGCAGGAGCAGUAGCAGCGAAACGGACUGCUGCUGGCCAUGAUCAGGCCACGCCCACUCCCACGCCCACGUCGAAGCUAAACGCUGCUGUCACAGAUGAUCGCAGAGCGGCAUCGAAUGUGGAAACUAAACAACGCAUGUGA
Drosophila arizonae is the source of this 2934-nucleotide messenger RNA. It is a transcript of the gene dpr6, whose product is annotated as defective proboscis extension response 6. The record is from RefSeq and is a predicted model, not a curated record. NCBI's taxonomy places the organism in Eukaryota, Metazoa, Arthropoda, Insecta, Diptera, Drosophilidae. Gene Ontology annotation, cellular component: neuron projection membrane. Gene Ontology annotation, biological process: synapse organization.